Messenger RNA from Egretta garzetta (little egret), 825 nucleotides. RefSeq names its product 5-hydroxytryptamine receptor 7 (gene HTR7). Gene Ontology annotation, cellular component: membrane; dendrite. Gene Ontology annotation, molecular function: G protein-coupled serotonin receptor activity; neurotransmitter receptor activity. The record is from RefSeq and is a predicted model, not a curated record. NCBI's taxonomy places the organism in Eukaryota, Metazoa, Chordata, Aves, Pelecaniformes, Ardeidae. The transcript is spliced from 3 exons. Gene Ontology annotation, biological process: vasoconstriction; chemical synaptic transmission; circadian rhythm. The coding region runs from base 1 to 825 and encodes 274 amino acids.
AUGGCGCCCGCGAAGGAGGACGCUCUUUACCCCCCACCUAUGUACCUGGGAAUAACGAGACCGCUUACGUAUCCUGUAAGGCAGAACGGGAAGUGUAUGGCCAAAAUGAUCCUGUGCGUAUGGCUCUUAUCUGCCUCUAUCACUAUCCCCCCACUCUUUGGUUGGGCCCAAAACGUAAACGAUGAAAAGGUUUGUUUGAUCAGUCAAGACUUCGGCUACACCAUUUACUCCACGGCAGUUGCAUUUUAUAUUCCAAUGUCGGUGAUGCUUUUCAUGUACUACCAGAUUUACAAAGCUGCCAAGAGGAGUGCUGCUAAACACAAGUUUGCUGGAUUUCCCCGGCCAGAAGAAAUGGAAGGGAUUUCUAUGAAUGGAGUUGUAAAACUGCACAAGGAAUCUGAAGAAUGUACUAAUUUUUCACGUCUCCUAAAGCAUGACAAGAAAAACAUUUCCAUCUUUAAAAGAGAACAGAAAGCUGCCACUACGCUUGGGAUUAUUGUUGGGGCUUUCACUGUCUGCUGGCUGCCCUUCUUCCUCCUCUCAACCGCCAGGCCCUUCAUCUGUGGUACAGCAUGCAGCUGUAUCCCACUGUGGGUUGAGAGAACAUUUCUAUGGUUGGGUUAUGCAAACUCUCUCAUUAACCCUUUUAUAUAUGCCUUCUUCAAUCGGGACUUGAGGACAACUUACCGCAACCUACUGCAAUGCAGAUACAGGAAUAUCAAUCGGAAACUGUCAGCUGCAGGGAUGCAUGAGGCUCUGAAGCUUGCAGAAAAACCAGAAUUUGUUCUGAGAAAUUCUGGUUUCUCCAGGGAAAAAGAGUCAUGA